This is a messenger RNA of Schizosaccharomyces japonicus yFS275, 3276 nucleotides long. RefSeq names its product DuF1740 family protein. The record is from RefSeq and is a predicted model, not a curated record. Lineage: Eukaryota; Fungi; Ascomycota; Schizosaccharomycetes; Schizosaccharomycetales; Schizosaccharomycetaceae. The coding region runs from base 271 to 3090 and encodes 939 amino acids. Gene Ontology annotation, cellular component: nucleus. The transcript has 2 exons.
GCUAAAUAAAAAUCGGUGACCUGAAGUCUACGUAUAAGCUAACGUUCUAUAGAUCUUUCAAAAUCGGAACAAGAAUCAAGGAAAUUUAAACGAAAACCGGAAAUUCUAGCAAUUGUAGUAGAGGAAACUGUGGUUAAAGUACAGCAGUUAAUACAACGGUUUUAAUUUUCACUUCUUAACCACAUAUCUUACAAUCUUUGAGCUCAAGCUAAUUAAAUCUCAUUUGCUCAAUUACUGAAAACUAAUGUUAUCUUUACAUCCAUUUAUAGCAUGGGUGAGCUACGGGAUAGAAAAGUACCAAAGUUUUUGAGUUUUAAACGUUCAGAGCCUAUCACGAAGUCCCAUUUAAAAAAUAAAGAACGCGAACGAAGGAGACCAAGACAACAUCAUCAUGAGAAGAUAAAAAAGUUGAAUAUUGAAGACCAAGUACGAGCUUUAAAGGAUGUAAAAGUUGACGUGAAAGGCGAUAUUGAUAUUCCUCAAUAUGGUCUACGGCUCCGAUAUUCUACUCCAAAAUACAGACGAGAAUCCUCUUUUGUUUAUGGAUAUUCGCAUCUGUACACCAUUGUUUCUCAUAGAUCAUCAAAAGUGGUAUUGCUCGCUGUCAAGGAUGCGAACAAUUUGCCUGACAAGGACAUAACUCAAAAAUUAUCAAAUGGUCAUUCUGGAUACGUGAAAAUUAAUCGAAAUCAAUCCGAGUCUGUCUCUGACUUUCUUCUUUUUUCUCCGUCUAACCAGAAUUCUUCUUCAGAAGCUGACAAUGUUGAUAUCUCAUCUAAUGUAUUGUUUCUGAAUGAUUAUCUAAAAAAAGAACUCGUUGAAGGUAACAAAUUAGUUGAAAGUCAUCCAGAACUUGCUUCCUCUUGGCUUAAAGUUUCUAGCAUUCAAGAGAAACUGGCACACACAAUGUCUCAAAAUGCGAACGACACUCUGAGGGGAAAAAAACUAGCUUAUGGGAUUCGUCAAGUCAAGAUUAAUGUAUUAGAAAGAGCGUUACAGUGCGACGAGCUAAUUGCAGAUGAGCGUGAGACAAUCAUUAUCGAGUACAUGAAAAUAGCUCAGGAAGAAUAUGACACCGACGCACUCAAUACAAAAUGGAAAGCAUUCAUCAAUGAGUAUCCCUCUUCCAGUGGUCUCUGGAUUGAGUACAUAAACCAACAACUGACGCAAUUUCACUCUUUUUCUGUUGAUCACAGCCUGGAAAUAUUUCGGUCAUGUAUUGAUGCUUUGUCUAAAGCGUUGGUAAAUGCAGCAGUGGAAGAAAGAUUACCGCUGGAAGAAACAAUGUCGUAUAUCAUAUUACGUUUGUGUAUUUUUCUAAAAGAAUCUGGUUAUUCUGAAAUGGCAUUGGCGUGUAUGCAGCUUCAGAUGGAGCUGUGCUACUUCUUUCCUGAUACACUUGACCCACAAAAUACAUCAUCAGUGUUCAAGUCGCUCUCUGCUUUUUGGCAUUCGCAAGUUCCUAAACUCGGCGAAGUGAAUGCUGUAAGCUGGGAUUCUUGGUGCGAUAAUCACUCCGGCACACCGUUAAGAUCUGCCUUGGAUGAAUAUGACAUUAUGGAGAAAGAACACGAUCUCGACAAAUGGGUUAAUCGUGAAGCAGCUUUUUCAAAGCAAUUCUUGAGACCUCGUAUUUUGGAUCCAAUCGUAUUUUCUAAAGAUGGUGAUCCCUACCGCGCAGUGUUAUUUAAAGACAUUCGCCCUUAUCUUUGCAUCUUCAAGCAAAAGGAAGUGAUCGCUAGCUUCAAAUACAAUUUUUUGGUAUUUCUUGGUCUUCAUUCCGCGAUUCCAGCAGGAGUAUCGACCAAUUCAUCCUAUUUUAGUGAUAUAUUCAUUCAAGGGUACGAUUUUUCCAUAUUGAGUGAACAAAAUCGAUGCUCAACUACAUUUCAUCGUUUUUGUAUCCCCUCUUUUUUGGAAAACUUCGUAGUCCCGUUUCCAAACUGGCCUGUUGUCCCAUUAUUAAACUUGACUCAUUGCGAAGAAUCGCGCCUAACUUUUAUUUACGAAGUUUUAAGGGCUAUAACGAGCAAGUGUCUUGAUUCCCAACUCGCUGGUUAUUAUCUAAUUUUUUUAUUCCAACAUAAAAAUGAUCUUUUUUUAUCUGAGUCCAAAUUGCUUUUACGAAAGUAUCCGAACGAUUUAGAAUUAUGGUUUUUGUUUGGUACGUUGGCACAAUCUUUGGGUAAUCCGGAUUUAGCUGGUAAAAUAUUCAGGACUCUGCAAGGUCGUACAGUAGCUAAUGGUUUCGAAAAGUGGCAUCUAUACAGUCUUCUAUGCCCGUUCUACAUUUUUUCAAACUCCCUUGAUAUUGGUAGUAAACUUAUUUCAGACCUGAUUGAUAAUGAGAAAAUUGAUAUCUUUAACGAAGGGAACACCCUCCGCUAUAUGCAAAGUUCGGACAAUGCUAAGUUGUUCUAUUACCGCGCUAAAAUUCUGCUUUUAUGGUGCUAUAUGAAGAAUUCGCAAGGAUUUAUGUCUCUUUUGAAAAGUAUUAUGUAUCAAUUUACAUACACAUGGACAGAUGAUGAUGCAUAUCAUGAACAAUUACAUAUGUUUGGUUUAAAACUUGUUGUUUAUUUCACUUCAAACACGAGAGUCUACAAACAGAAAGACUUAUGUCAUGUUGUGAGCGAAGGCAUUUCCAAAUAUCCCAAUAAUGCAUUGUUUAUGCAUUAUUUGACAUUUGCACAGGCUUCGACUUCUUUUGAACAGACAUGGCGAUUUCUCUUCCUUAAAAUUAAUGAGUUGCAGAACGCACAUUCUAUUGUUCUAACAAUGUACACUGCCUGGUUACUAAAUGUGUAUUCAAAAAACAAAAUUAGGUGUUACAGGUUUCUGAAAAACAUUCUCCAAAACGCGAAUUAUAAGUCGAGUACUGCACUGUGGAAAAUGCUGUUACAAAUGGUAACGAAGUAUGAGGCUCUCAACCUCGCACAUGAAUCCGUAAUAGCCUGCCCAUGGAGUAAAGACAUUGCUCUUUGUGCCAUACAAAACGCAUUGAAGCAGACGACUAAUGUGGAUCUGCUAUAUUUCAACUGUUUGGCUAAAGGUCUAAGGUUUCAUUAUUUACUGCAGUCAACCGAUUAAUAAGGAUCAACUGUAAUAUUAUUUAAUACUUAAGACGUUAUUUCUGUAAAGUAAUUCUUACAUUUCUCAUAAAAUGGUGCUUUGCCUGUAAGUCAUGAAGCAAUUUUACGAACCCAACGUUCAGUGUUAUUACAAUCAAAGCAAGUACCAUUUAGCUCAAAUAUUUUUUUCUUUUUUAAUCAUAUU